AUGGCGAUGAAACACUUAAUGGCCGUGGUGGGCCUGAGCGUAUGCUCCGUUGUGCUGACGGCCAAAGCGCAAUCCACCGCUGCAACAGCAUGCGCAAGCCCCAUUGCCCCACAGAAUGGUGCUCCUUCGGUGGCGCCGGGUUUCCGUGUCGAGGUCGUGGCUAAUGGGCUGAGGGACCCACGCGGCAUUAUUUUCGAUCGGGAAGGUGGGCUGCUGGUUGUAGAACAAGAGCAUGGGUUGAAUCAUGGGAUCGCAUUCGCGCAGGACGGUAAUACGCUCUACGCAUCCUCCCACAGCAAUGUCUACGCUUGGGACUACGAUGCAUCACAGGGUCAGACUACAUCUGAAUCCCGUGAUGUUGUCGAGGGCAUGGGAGACGAUGAGGGUCAUACUACACGUACCCUACUUAUGUCCCAGGCCGUUCCUGACAUGCUACUCAUCUCCCGUGGUAGCGUAGGUAACAUCGAUCUCCAGACUCUGGAUGUGACUACAGGAGUCUCAACCAUUAAAGCCUUCAAUGUGGGCAACAUGACCGGCUCAGCAUACGAUCAUGCGUCAAGCGGACUGUUGCUGGGUUGGGGUCUUAGAAACUCGGUAGGCGUAGCAGAGGAACCUGUCUCAGGUGGUAUCUACUCUGUCGAGAACAGUGUCGACAACAUCCCGCGAAGUGGACAAACCAUCAAUCAGAACAACCCAGGUGAGGAGCUUAACUUUCACGGUUACCUCAAUGGAACCGGAAGUGAUGUACAGGGUGGCAACUACGGCUAUCCUUCAUGCUUCACAGCAUGGAAUGUGUCCGAGAUCCCAAACUUUGGCGGAAUGACAGGCCAGCAGUUUGCCAUUGGAGAUCAGAACGCAACUGUGAACGACACAUUUUGCGAGAAUGAUCGUAUUGCUCCUAGGAUCACGUUCGACGCUCACAUGGCUCCCCUCGAUAUCAAGUUCAACCCCAAUGGCACUGCCGCAUGGAUAACUAUGCAUGGUUCAUGGAACCGUGAAGAGCCUAUCGGCUACAAACUCAGCUUCGUCCAGUUUGACGGUAACGGCUCGCCAGUCGCACCUGCCAACAGCACCACAGCUGCCAUUGAUAUUGUCUCCAACCCCGACCUCUCUGCUUGCCCCGGCUCUUGUUUCCGACCCGUUGGUCUUGCGUGGGAUACCCAGGGUCGCUUAUUCAUGAGUUCUGAUUCUACGGGCGAGAUUUUCGUUGUUACGAGAGAGGAUGGCAGUGGUGUUGCGGAUGUGAACGAGGCGGCGGAUGCUGGAAAUGGUGCGAGCGCGAGCCCAACAGGAUCUGGAAGUGCGCCUCAGCCGAGCGAGACUACUGUCAUUCACAUCAACAUGUCUCGCCCUCUGGGCCCAACUACUGCUACGGCAUUCGACUCGCUACCUAUAGAACUCAACAAGGCCAUCGUUCAUGAACUCGACAACGACAAGGAUAUUGCGAAUUAUCGCCUGAUCUGCCACUCUACAAACGAUGCUAUCGAUGCAGACAAACUUUCCUUCUGGCGCGCCAAGUAUCGCGAGAAGUAUGACUUCAAGGACGGUCUUAACAAUCUGCAAUUAUGUCGCGUGUAUCAGCGUCGCUCCAAGCAGCUUAGACGAGGGAUCAAAUACCCCUUCUUCCAUGGCAUUCGUCAAGGAGAGAGACAGGUCGUCAAUAUGCUCAAGGAUAUGAUCAAUGAGUCAUUCCAAGGAGCUACCACAGUUGACGAGCAUGGCCGUCUCCGCUGCAAGAAUCACGCUCACAUAUUGGACUUCAUUCUCAGAUCUCGCCUUCUUAACAACGACCGACGCGCCCCCGACACCCCACCCGGCACAUUGAUGCACAUUGAUGAUGGGCUUGCCGCAGUGAAGCUUAUGUGCUCUCAAUUUGUCUUCAACAUCGAAGGCUUGGAGCACAACAUCUUUGCUUUUGAGGAGUCGCAGCACGCGGUUUACCUAUCUGCAUCUGCUGCUCCACUCUUCAAUUACGAUCACACAAAGUUGAACCUCGGUUGGAUGCUACACGCCAUGAGCUUCUUCCGUCAUCAUAUGAUGAACGAGAACGCCCAGACACUCUUCGACAGGAUCGAAGGGCUAGACGCUACCCAGAAGCCCUCAGCAUGGCGAGAACAGCUUAAGAAUGGUGUUCAGCCGUUGAGUAAGUACUGGAAGGGCACAUACUCAUUUCUUGAUAAUUCUGAGGUCCAGAAGCUGCGACGACAAGGUCCAGGAAAGCAAGUGUAUAUCGACAAGAACGUUGACGAAGGCAAAAUCCAGUCUCUCGAGCUCGUUUUCGCAGAAGAUAGUGUUCUGCCCGAUGGUCGUCGGCUACCAUGGCCCUCCGUUUUUGAAGACCGUCUCCGUUCGCUCACGAACGACACUGGCAAGCAAGGCAUCACAACUCAAGGCCGGAGUCUAGCUAAGUCUACCGCAUCCAGCAUUCAGUUUGAGGGCAAGGGCGAGGACCUUGACGACGAAUAUAUGGCUCUUGGAUGGCUCAACAACCUGCCUCCUCAAGGCGGUAUCCCUGGCUGGCAGCGCAUCACCUUCAUGAAGCACUUCACCCAGGACUACAACAACCUAAACGAGGACAAUCUUUGGGCAUAUGAGGGCGUUGUUUUGCCAGGUGGCCGGAUCAUUCUGGGUCGAUGGUGGUUUGCUUCGGAGCAGGGUCAUCGUAACCUAGAGUACAACGGACCUUUCAUCUUGUGGGCGGUCGAUGAACCCGACAUGGAGGAUAAUGACAGUGAUAACUGUGGCGACGAAGGUCUCUGA
Molecule: messenger RNA, 2760 nt
Organism: Alternaria burnsii
Lineage: Eukaryota; Fungi; Ascomycota; Dothideomycetes; Pleosporales; Pleosporaceae
Product: soluble quino protein glucose dehydrogenase
Exons: 7
Coding region: 1-2760 (919 amino acids)
Source: RefSeq, a predicted model, not a curated record